AUGGGUCUUCACAAGCGGGAAAGAGGAAACAAGGAAAAGAAAGAAAGAAUCAACGUCCGGAACUUGCUGGCGUAUGGAGAGAUAUAUCAUAUAUCACAGGCUUUAUCAGGGGCAUCCAAAGCGGGAAUCCGGUGCGAGGAGAAAGUUCGGGCUUGCGACUCCUCGCCGUGUCUGUGGGGAGGGACGUGCUUGGACCUCCCCCGACAGGAAUACAUGUGCAAAUGCCCCGAAGGAAGGCACGGUGCCAAGUGCGAGUCGGAGACGGACCGGUCGCUGGCGAAGGGGCAUCUCGUCCCGGACUUCAACGGGUUCGGCUGCCUCCUGCUUCCCCGCGUCCCGAGGGCUGGGAGGAGCCUGAGCCUGGAGCUCUGGUUCCUCGCGCGGUCGCCAGACGGGAUACUCUUCUACGUCGGGCAGGGGGUUUCCGGUCAGAAUGCCAGUCUGGCGGGGGAUUUCCUCAGUAUCGCUCUCGUCGACGGUCAUCUCGUCUUCCGGUUCGAUCUCGGAUCCGGACCUCUGACUCUCAGAUAUCCGGAGAAGGUGACCCUGGGGGAAUGGCACAAGGCGACGGCGUCUCGACACAAGAGACAGGGGAAAUUGACCUUGGACAAUCAAAAACCCAUUAGAGCCGAAUCCCCAGAGCCUCUUUCCGAGCUGAAUCUUCGUACAUCCGUCUUCCUGGGGGGACUGAAGGAUCGGAACAUCGAAGACGCGACCUUGGUGAAUCUGCCGGGCCUGGACGGGGCGAUCCAGCGCCUCCUGGUGAAUCGAGAGGAAUACUUGGAGGACUUCGGCGAUUCGUCCCUCGGAGAUGGAAAUAUUUCCAUCUAUCAGGGGCCCCCUUGUCACCCGAAUCCCUGCCUCAAUCUCGGGCAAUGUCUUCCACUCCUUGGCGACUACAAAUGCCUCUGCCCCAAAGAAUUCAGGGGGAAGCGGUGCCAGACGGUCAUGAGCGCGAAGGAACAGGGGACGCCGGUGAAGUUCGAGGGAAGAACUUUCCUCAAGUUCCCGAAUCUCGUCCACAGAUCGCGAAAGACCCAGUGGGAGAAUCACUUCGUCGUGACGCUGAGGAUGGAGCCAGGAGCCCGGAGUUCUCUGAUCCUGUGGCUGGGAAGAGGAGGGAAGCGUCGCAAGGAUUUCCUCGCCCUUUCGACCGCGGCGGGGAGAUUGGAGCUGGGCCUUGCCCUCUCGCACAAAUCGAGGCCCAUCUUCCUCAAGUCUUCCCAUCGGGUGGAUGAUGGGGAGUGGCACACGGUGGAGGUGCAUCGGCUGAAGCGACUCCUGCAACUGCGGGUGGACGGUGGGCAGGUCCAAGGACGUCUGGCUCCGCCGGGCUCCCGGGUACUCAAUUCCAAUGGCAAACUUUGGAUCGGUGGAAGCGACAACCUUCCAGACAACCUCCCGCCUCCGUAUUAUGACGGUUUCGUGGGAUGCAUCAAAUCGGUGCACGUGGAAGAGACGGAGCUGCAUCUCGUUCGGCAUUCCAGUUUCGACCUCCAGCUCAACUUCUGCGAGGAUGGAACAUGAAGAAAGCAGGAGACGAACAGCUGUGAUAUGAGCAGUUUCACCUCCCCUCUUCGGCAGAGAGAGAUCUAUCUAGUCAUGAAUGCCCGUCACCGUGUGAUCUCUCAGUGUGGACGUGAAUGUGUAUCUCUCGGUGCUCCUACCUUUUCCGAAACUGGGACUCUACGUUCGUUAUGGAGAACAUAGUGGCCCUGCCUGUAUCUGUGCUCGUCAGGUUUAGGGUUAUGUGCCAAGCCAUAAUGAAUUCGUCUAUUUUCAUAUGGGACCUGUUGUUUGACAUGUAUCCUCCCCUCUCCCUCUUCAGAAUACCUAGCUCCUUAUCCUCGAGAGGACGCUCAUCCUAACACACAUGAUCUCGAGAAGCCAUUAUCCUCUUUACACCCGGCGGCAAAGUUAUAUGCCAAUUUCGAAAUGUUUUGGCUCGUUGUUUAAACUCCGGGGACGGUGGAUGAAGCAAGAGUCAAUAUUUUUUUAUCCUCCUUGAUAUAGGAGGAAUGGAGCGGCAUAUGUACAUGCCAUCAGGUUUUCUUCCCUAGAGAUGCGCGGUUGAUAACAUGCAUUUUGUGAGAGUAAAAGAAGCUUAUGGAAGUCAGC
Messenger RNA from Darwinula stevensoni, 2118 nucleotides. The record is from the annotation of a GenBank genome assembly. NCBI's taxonomy places the organism in Eukaryota, Metazoa, Arthropoda, Ostracoda, Podocopida, Darwinulidae.